AUGGAAAUCAACUGCAUAAAAGAGUUACUUCACCAAAGAUUUCACAUAAAGAAUUUAGGGGAACUCAAGUAUUUCCUUGGGUUGGAAGUGGCCAGAUCUAAAAAAGGGAUCCACUUAUCCCAAAGAAAGUAUGCUCUCGACAUACUUGAGGAGACUGGAAUGCUUGGAUGCAAACCCUCUACUACUCCUUUUCUAAGUGACACAUGCCCUCUGUAUAAAACAGACAGCUACCUUGAUGAUCCUACUCUCUACAGAAAAUUGAUAGGGAAGCUUCUUUACCUUACAAAUACUAGGCCUGAUUUAUGUUUCACAAUUAAUUUGCUUUCGCAAUUUAUGCAAAACCCUACCAGUUAUCACUAUCGUGCUGUCCAACACAUUCUCAGGUACAUCAAGUCCGAACCAUCUCAAGGAUUAUUUUUUGCUGCUGAUUCUCGUAUGCAACUAAAGGGCUUUAGUGACUCUGAUUGGGCCACUUGUCCCAACACUCGAAGAUCCACCACAGGCUUCUGUGUCUUCCUUGGAUCGUCUCUCAUUUCCUGGAAGUCUAAGAAGCAGAAGACGGUCUCCAGGUCUUCCACAGAAGCUGAAUACCGUGCUCUUGCUACCACUGUAUGUGAAAUACAGUGGCUUCGUUACCUUCUACAGGACCUUCAGAUAGAAGAAUCCGGAACCCCUAUUUUAUACUGCGACAACAGGUCUGCGAGACAUAUUGCUCAUAAUCAGAGCUUUCACGAACGCACCAAGCACAUCGAGCUCGACUGCCAUGUCGUUCGUGAGAAGAUACAAGAGGGCCUUCUUCAUCUCCUUCCCAUUCGAUCCGACGAGCAACUGGCUGACAUCUUCACUAAAUUUUCGCACCGCGUCCAGUUCAGAACGACUGUUCCCAAGCUUGGACUGAUGAGUAUAUACCGUCCAGCUUGA
Vigna angularis (adzuki bean) is the source of this 921-nucleotide messenger RNA. RefSeq lists its product as uncharacterized. The coding region runs from base 1 to 921 and encodes 306 amino acids. The transcript has a single exon. The record is from RefSeq and is a predicted model, not a curated record. NCBI's taxonomy places the organism in Eukaryota, Viridiplantae, Streptophyta, Magnoliopsida, Fabales, Fabaceae.